AUGAAGCUGACGCGCAUGCAGAGUGCCAAGGCUGACCCGCUCAACCUCAAGGCCGGGGAUACCACGGCCUGGAUCGACUACGAUGGCGCCGCCGGGGUGCUGAAUGUCUCGAUCGCGAACGGUACGGCCGGGAAGCCCGCCGCGCCGCUCAUCUCCUUCCGCGUCGACCUGUCGGGGGUCUUCCGCGAGCAGAUCCUCGGCGGCGGCGCCGCGCCGGCGCUGGACCUCGCGUCGCUUUCGUCGCUGCCGCGGAUCAAGAGCGGCAGGAACCGGACCUCGCUCAUCCUCGCUGUCGCGUUCUCGGCGUUCGUCGCGCUCGUCGUGCUCGCAGGCGCCGGCGCGUACGGCGCGUACCGGUACAAGAACCGCGACAUCAUCGAACAGUGGGAGCUCGACUACGGCCCGCACCGGUUCAAGUACGCCGAGCUCCGGCGGGUGACGCGUCGGAGUGGGUUCCGGGAGCGCGAGUUGCUGGGCGGCGGCUGUUGGGGGUGGCGGCCAGCUGAGGCAUUUUUCACUGAGGUCAACGCAUGCAUGUUUCCAUGA
Sorghum bicolor (sorghum) is the source of this 546-nucleotide messenger RNA. Its product is annotated as L-type lectin-domain containing receptor kinase S.4. The transcript has 4 exons. NCBI's taxonomy places the organism in Eukaryota, Viridiplantae, Streptophyta, Magnoliopsida, Poales, Poaceae. The coding region runs from base 1 to 546 and encodes 181 amino acids. Gene Ontology annotation, molecular function: carbohydrate binding. The record is from RefSeq and is a predicted model, not a curated record.